UCACCUGCACCAGCGCACAGACCAAGGUUCCAGUUAGCGGAGUUUGAACGCCUUCUCACACAGCGACUCGUUACACGUUUCUAAAAAGUUGACAGGUGCGCUCGCACAGCAGCUUAGUGAGCUCUUGUAAUUGCGCCUCAUCGUCGCAAGGCUCCGUUGUAAUACCUUGCCAUGCCUGGCACACAUCUCCUCCCACCAAAUCUUUUAAAACUAUUUGCACCUCGACCGCCUCUUCCUUAUGCACGACCAGUUGGCAAAGAUAUCCACCGUGUAACUUCCAAAAAUGUUGAUGGCGUUGCAAGUAUCCUAGCGCGACUCAAGGAGGCCUCAACUGCAACAUUGAUCGCAGGGAAUGGCGAAGUUGGGGACGGGAUGGAAGAAGGCGAGGAACCUGCAUUCACACUAGCCGAAGAAACCAAACGACAAAUUCGGAGAGAGGAACGCAAAAAGAAAAAGACAGAAGAGUUCAAGAUCGCAAAGGAGACCUACAAGCCUGCGGAUGACGCGGAAGCCAUUGGAGACCCAUAUAAGACGCUCUUUAUAUCACGUCUGAAUAAAAACGCAACCGAAAGUGACCUCCGACGCGAAUUCGAGAGUUUUGGCACUAUUGAACGGGUAAGACUAGUGCGGGACCAGAAAGGCCGGUGCAGAGGCUACGCAUUCAUUGUCUAUGAACGCGAACGAGAUAUGAAAGCGGCUUAUAAGGAAUCUGAUGGUUUGCAUAUCAUGGGAAAACGCAUACUUGUUGAUGUCGAACGCGGCCGGACUGUAAGAGGAUGGAAACCUCGUCGUCUUGGUGGAGGUCUUGGCGGACGCCCGAAACCAGUCGAACAACCUGUAUUACCCCCUCCGAGAGUUUCCAGUGGACGAGGCGGUUUUGCAGGAGGUGGGGGCGGGGGGAGGGGUGGAGGAUUCGGUGACCGAGGCGGAUUUCGCGGCGGUCGCGGUGGCGGAUUUAGAGGCGGCGGUGGCGGCUUUGGGGACCGGGGUGGCGGCUUUGGGGACCGGGGUGGUUUCCGUGGUGGAGGUGGAGGUGGCUUUCGAGGUGGACGUGACGAUGGCUACAGGGGUGGUCGAGGCGGGGGCGUUGGUUACCACGGAGGUGGAUUUGGCGGUGAUGCUCCUGCUAAUGGCUUCGGCCCUCCAGGUGCUCAAGCUCCUGGUGGUCCCGGGGGCUUUGGCGGUCCUCCACAACAAGGCUAUGGACCACCAGGGGGUGGCUUUGGUCCAGGUAGAGGCGGAUUCCGUGGAGACCUCAAACGUGAAGGACCUGGUGGGUAUGAUGACAGGGACGCCAAGCGACCGCGAUAUUAGUUGCGGCUGGGUGAGAUACGUCCAGUUCUUUUUCGGUUCUCGUGCUUCUUGCUUCAAGUCCUAUGAUUCCGCGCUAGGUGGGGUGUGUAAGUACUGAACGCUUUUGUUGUCACAUUGCUCUGCAGCCUUUGCGUAAGUAUCACUAUUUUAUUGCUAGGAGAUGGCGUA
This is a messenger RNA of Suillus subaureus, 1482 nucleotides long. RefSeq lists its product as uncharacterized. Gene Ontology annotation, molecular function: mRNA binding; U1 snRNA binding. The transcript has 5 exons. NCBI's taxonomy places the organism in Eukaryota, Fungi, Basidiomycota, Agaricomycetes, Boletales, Suillaceae. Bases 172 to 1314 code for a protein of 380 amino acids. Gene Ontology annotation, biological process: mRNA splicing, via spliceosome. Gene Ontology annotation, cellular component: U2-type prespliceosome; precatalytic spliceosome; U1 snRNP. The record is from RefSeq and is a predicted model, not a curated record.